This is a messenger RNA of Penicillium cinerascens, 384 nucleotides long. RefSeq lists its product as uncharacterized. NCBI's taxonomy places the organism in Eukaryota, Fungi, Ascomycota, Eurotiomycetes, Eurotiales, Aspergillaceae. The transcript has 2 exons. The record is from RefSeq and is a predicted model, not a curated record. The coding region runs from base 1 to 384 and encodes 127 amino acids.
AUGCUCAUAUUCCAUUUAUGCGUAUCCUUUUUGUGUCUCACAUUAGCACGCUCGCACCCGCUCAGCUCCGUUGCAAACGAACUUCGCGACCUUGCGACCCAGAAAUCCGUCGUAAUGAGCACCGGUAUUGCGACAGUCAUCAAGGAUUUCCGAGACGGCAUCAUUGCCACCGUGGAGCGCCGAAGCCUCACUGAGACUGCCUCCGAACUCGACAGAGCCUUAGAAGAACUCAUGUGGAGUAUGUAUUAUUUUGAUGGAAUGAAUCCCGACUUUAGUGAUCCCGAAACUGAUCGUACCGCAAAACGCCGGGUUGCUCAAAGUUUGCAGACUGCAAAAGACCACAUUGAUCUUGCUCGCGACCAGAUCCGGCAUUGGGCAGCCUAA